CCAUUUGCUGUAGCACUCUACUUUUCAGUUUCCAUUUUCGAGUUUCAAUUCCUUUCAGAGGAGAAGAGACUCCAAAACAAGGAAACACGGAAGGCUCUCAACUUAUUAGGGUUUCUGCGAUUGUGAAUUUGUGAUCGCCUUUCUUUGCUCGUGUGCGAGAAGAAGAUCGACUCGAUCCAUCGUUGUUAAGCGGAGAUUACUUUGGUUUUCGAUCGACACAGGUUUGUCGUGAUGACUAUUGCUGUCGAGUCUGCCGCAAGGGAUGGAAAUAAGCUCAGUGUGUUUAAUCGCUUGGGGGCUACAGCUGCUAAACCCCUGAAAGUCUGUCGCUAUUGGAGGUCUGGGAGAUGCAACAGGAAUCCCUGCCCCUUCCUUCACAGAGAAUUGCCACCACCGCCCAGUAUCAAUGGAAUGGCUUCUAAUCGGCCACGGAAAUCUGCCCCUUCCAACACCUGGGUCCGGAAUCAAGGUGCUGGAGCGGCUAAUGUUACUCACAAAACGGAGGACAAAAAUAAUGGUUCCGGAUUGAUUAGUGUGUCUCGCAAAAUGCAAGACAAAGUCUGCCCUAAGGUUCCACUCAAAACGCAAAACAACAAUCAUGGUACCGGAUUGGAUAGUGUGCCUCAUAAAAUGCAAGACAAAGAUUGCCAUAAUGUUCCUUGCAAAACGCAAAACACAAAUCAUGGUGCCGGAUUGGAUAGUGUUCCUGGCAAAAAGCAAGACAAAGUUUGCCGUUAUUGGCUAGCUGGAAACUGUAGUAAUGGAGACAAGUGCAAAUAUCUACAUUCUUGGUUUCUUAGCGAUAGCUUUACAUUAUUGAAGAAGCUUGAAGGACACCAAAAGGGUAUUAACGGUGUUGCUCUUCCAUCCGGUUCUGAUAAGCUUUACUCUGGGAGCGAAGAUCAAUCUGUACGGUUUUGGGACUGUCACACUGGGCAGUGUGCUGCUGUGGUCAUUUUGGGUGGUGAAAUUGGAUGCAUGAUAAGUGAAGGGCCGUGGCUUUUUGUUGGCAUUCCCAACUCUGUUAAGGUGUGGAACAUCCAAACUGCCUCUGAAUUUAGUCUCAGUGGACCUGUUGGACAAGUGCAUUCCCUUGCUGAGGGAAAUGGGAUACUUUUUGCUGGAACCGAGGAUGGUAAAAUAUUGGCAUGGAAAAUUGAUGCUGCAAGCAACUGCUUUCAACCGAUUGCAUUACUUGAGGGUCACAGUCAUGCAGUUGUUUCGUUAGUUGUUGGAGCUGGUAGGCUGCACUCUGGAGCUGGUAGGCUGUACUCUGCCUCAAUGGACCAUACGAUAAGGGUGUGGGACCUAGAAACUUUACAAUGUACCCAUACUCUGAGAGGCCAUACUUCAGCUGUGAUGUCUGUUCUUUGUUGGGACGAUUAUCUAUUAUCAUGUUCCCUUGACAAAACAAUAAAGGCGUGGGCUGCUACAGAAAGUGGUGACAUUGAAGUAGUUCAUACACACAAUGAAGAAAAUGGUGUGCUCACCCUUUGUGGAAUGCAUGAUGGACAAGAGAAACCUGUCCUGAUGUGUUCGUGUGACGAUAAUACUGUGCACAUUUAUGACCUCCCUUCAUUCAAUGAGAGGGGGAUAAUAUUCUCGAAAGAGGAAGUUCGGGUAAUACAAAUAGCUCCAGAGGGGCUUGGGCUUUUCUUUACUGGUGAUGGAACUGGCGAACUCAGAGUGUGGAAAUGGGUUGACUUGCCACUGAACCAACAAACGGAGUAACCACACUGUUGGAAUCAAUGGUAGCACGGUAUUGAUUGGGAUGCAACAGAGAGACCUUGGUUUUCUGUUGAAUUUUUUUCUCCUUUUAUUUGGUUAUUUCCCUGCUGAUAGCCAUGCCUAAGGUGGAGAAAUGAUUCAAGUUUUUGUUUUGUAACUCCUUUCAGGAAUGCCUGGAUGUUAAUUCUGUAAUCUAUCAACAGUAGCAUUAUUUUUUAGAGUCUACUGUAAUUUUUUUGGACAAUCAUUUUUGUCAUGCAUAAUGCCUUCCCAAUUGGAAGAAUGGUUGUGCCUCUGAGAUUAACCUAAUCUCAAAUGUAAAUUCAUUCAAGCAAAGCUCUUUACUGUUUUUUCUUUACUUCAUUGUUUCUCAUUUUUGUUACCUAUUGUAUAUUUUUGUGGUCAGUGUACAGUUUGUGAGAACUUCAGUAAAUAAAGUGAAUCAGAUUGUUGACUUU
Macadamia integrifolia is the source of this 2186-nucleotide messenger RNA. RefSeq names its product zinc finger CCCH domain-containing protein 17-like. Gene Ontology annotation, molecular function: protein binding; metal ion binding. The transcript has 10 exons. The coding region runs from base 232 to 1731 and encodes 499 amino acids. NCBI's taxonomy places the organism in Eukaryota, Viridiplantae, Streptophyta, Magnoliopsida, Proteales, Proteaceae. The record is from RefSeq and is a predicted model, not a curated record.